Stylonychia lemnae is the source of this 1074-nucleotide messenger RNA. Lineage: Eukaryota; Ciliophora; Spirotrichea; Sporadotrichida; Oxytrichidae. The record is from the annotation of a GenBank genome assembly.
AUGAAAUUUAUCAAUGCCUAUUUAACUGAAGAGCAAACGAUAAGAUACUAGUUGAAUAAGUAGAUAAAGCAGUUUGAAAAUAGUAAUCAAUAGAAAAACGAAAUUAAAUAUAAAUUACUUGAGAAUCAAAGAGAUGAGAAAUUAAAUGAGGAGGGAAUCAUGGAAGACAGUUAGUUAAAUCUUGACAUUAUAGAUAUGAAAAUAGAAAACUUAAGGUAAAAUAGUCCAGAUGUGUUUGUGUAUUUAAUGAUAACAACUGAUGGGAAUUAAGUGAAGACAAAGCCAAAGAAACAAGAUCUAAAUAUUACUUUUGAGGAAGGCUUUAUCUUUUCCCAAUUUUAGAAGCAAAACAUUAUUAGGAUAAAAUCACAAAAUGGUCUGAUCUAUGAAAUUUUUAUUAUGGGACUGUGGGUAUUCUCUAGGGUUAAAUACUACUCAGACAUUUUGGAAUCAUGGGAACCUAAGAUUAAAUAGACUAGUGAAUAGAUUAAAAUGUUGUCAGCUGAUCUUAAAAAAAUUAGACAGCCAUUUCAAAGUAUGUGGGAUUAGAUUUAAUAAGAGGAUCCUGAGUUUAGUGGAAAUAUAUUGGAGAAUCCGCAGAAUAAUAAUUUUGAAUAAGGUGGUCACUUUAGUUAUUCAGCCAUUAUGAUCACAGAUGUGCCGAUGGAAGAAAUGACAAAGUAUUGCUUUGGUAUAUACACUAUUUUCACUAUUCUCUCAAUGAUUUAUAGACCAGAUUUCUUUAAUUUGACAGUAGCGAUAUUUGGAUCAAUUUUAAGUUUUGACAGUACAAAGCAUCUUCAUUAGCAUAAAGACAGUUAAUUUUACCUUAAAAUGUUCUGCCUAUCGAUUGCAACAAUACUCUAUGAUGUUGUAUUUCUUAUACAAGUAACCUCUGUAUGGACUAGCUAUCAGAAUGCUUAAGAUGGUGGGGUUACUUUGAAUCUAAGGAGAGCUUCACUAGCUAUGAGCUAUAUUUCCCUAUUUUUCAGAAUCGGAAUUGUUUACUUAUUUUGGAGAUUGUAUGAUAAGAGUAAGACAAACCCGCACCUUAGGAAAAUAGGAGGAGUCUGA